This is a messenger RNA of Fusarium verticillioides 7600, 630 nucleotides long. RefSeq lists its product as hypothetical. The transcript is spliced from 2 exons. The record is from RefSeq and is a predicted model, not a curated record. The coding region runs from base 1 to 630 and encodes 209 amino acids. Lineage: Eukaryota; Fungi; Ascomycota; Sordariomycetes; Hypocreales; Nectriaceae.
AUGACCUCUUCGGGAGAUCGCUACACUAGAGAUGCGAGUGGGUUCUCGUCUCCGGGCGCGAAUAUAACCCAGAGCCAUAUAAAGCAAGCACCGCAACCACAGCGCCAGACUACUGCACCCCAGGAUGUCGGGCUGCACCAACAUCUGCCCCAAAAUCAACACUCUGGAACAGCCUACUAUCCUCAUCAGGACCGACCGUAUCCACAAACAGCUUCAAGUCAAAGCACACUGGGCUAUACCUAUGCUCCAUCAAAUCAGCCCGCCUACCAGGGAAGUCGUAUCACCCAGGGACCCAACGAUACUCCCGGCAAUCAAUACCAAGUAAAUUUGCCAGGGGUCCAGCACUCGAUGGAUGACCCUCAACGAAGAACAACCAACUUCGUGAACGGUCAGCGAGUUAGAAUGGCAACGUCUCCUGACGAAGCCGAACAAAACGGUAUCAGGCGCGGUACUAACACUAUCUCGCAAUUUGACAACCAGUUCACAGGGACUGUUGGUACCAGCACUUCGGCCAGUGAGGCUCAGAGGGAUGAGCGAUAUCCUCAAUACACCCAUCAGAGUUGUCCUGGCUAUCCUAGAACUCUCGACUAUCGCGGCCAAAAUAACAGCUCUUCACAAGCACGACGGUGA